AUGGUAACCGUUACUCAAUAUAGCACCGACAGCGAAGCUGGCGGGAAGUCGCGGCUUCAGAGGUUCAAGCAUGCCUUUACUUCCCCGUCAGCCUUCCACGAGGCUAUUAAGCUGAAGAGUGCGACAUCUUAUCUCAUCAAUGAAGACCUCUUGCCCUCUCCUCCCGAUCGGCAGACAUGGAACACCUGGAACUUCUUCGCUUACUGGUGGAGCGAGAGUUGGAACGUGUCUACCUGGAGCGUCGGUGCGUCUCUCAUUACCAUUGGCGCGACGGUCCGUGAUGCGCUUCUGGUCGUCCUCUUCGCCAAUCUCCUGUCUGCCGUGGUGAUGGUCCUCAACGGACGCGCCGCUUCCAAAUAUCAUGUUGGCUACCCUGUGCUAUCUCGUCUGAGCUUUGGUGUUUAUGGCCAGUACUUCGUUGUUGUGCUCCGAUCAAUCCUCGGUAUUAUUUGGGGUGGAGUGCAGCUUUACUUCGAGGGCCAAUUCAUCUCUAUCUGCCUACGAUGCAUUUUCCCGUCCUGGGAGAAGGUGCCGAACAAGAUCCCAGCCAAUCAAUACAUCACCACGCAGACAAUGGUCGGGUUCUUCAUGGCAUUUUGCUUUACCAUCCCAUUCCUCUUCAUCCACACAUCUAAGAUUCAACAUCUCUUCACCGCCAAGUCAGUUGUCCUGCCCCUUGCUGGCCUCGGAAUUGUCAUCUGGGCUACCAAGGAAAACGGCGGUGUUUCUGCCAACGGGCUGCAAGACUCUUCAGUCGUCACUUCGAUUCCUGUUUUUGCGUGGGGCAUUGUUUCCCAGUUCAAUUCAGUAAUGGGAGCUAAUUCAGCUCUCCUUGUGACGAUUCCGGACAUUGCCCGAUACGAGAAGACACGCAACGCCCAGGUUUGGGGCCAACUGCUAGGUCUCCCCAUUGGACAGCUUCUCUGCGCUGCUUUUGGUAUCAUCAGCACUUCAGCAGUGCUCAACUACUAUGGUGAAGCGUUCUGGAACCCCUACGAUCUUCUGAAUGGUAUUCUCGACCGCUCUUACACUUCCCCUGCUCGCGCCGGAGUCUUCUUCGCCUCCGCAUGCUUUGCCUUUGCUACUCUCGGAACUUCGAUUGCUUGCAACUUCAUCCCGUUUGCUGCAGAUGUAACCUGCCUUUUCCCCAAGUACAUCAACAUCGUUCGAGGCCAGUUCCUAUGCCUGAUCAUUGCAUUUGCCAUUGUCCCUUGGCGUAUCGUGGCUACCGCCAAUGGUUUUCUCAACUUCCUCGGCGGUUACAGCAUCUUCCAGGGCCCUGUUGUUGCCAUCAUGAUUGUCGACUACUUCAUGAUCCGUCGAGGUAAUAUCUCGAUGGCGGAUCUCUACACUUUCUCGUCCUCCGCUCGUUAUUACUUCUUCCACGGCAUUAACGUGCGAGCCUUCGCCGCCUUUGUGAUCGGUUUCCUGUUGCCCCUGCCAGGUUUCAUUGGCUCGUUUGGUGUGAGUGUCGAUGAGGCGGCUUCUCAUAUGUAUGCUCUAGGAUGGGUGCUGUCAUUUGUGAUUGGAGGUUUGGCCUACUGGAUCGCCUGCCUGAUCUUCAAGAUGCCUGGCACUGGUGUUGAGAAGUCUCUGGCAUUUGAACAACUAGUGGCGGAAGCAGAGCAGCUUGUCUAUGAUGGCAACCUUGGCGAGUUCGUUGGUAAUGGGCCGGUUCUUCAUGGUGCACGAUCUUCAAUCAACGACAGCGAGACAACUGAAGUCAAGCGAGCUGAGGAGAGCGUUUGA
Phaeoacremonium minimum UCRPA7 is the source of this 1749-nucleotide messenger RNA. Its product is annotated as putative allantoin transport protein. The transcript is spliced from 3 exons. The record is from RefSeq and is a predicted model, not a curated record. Gene Ontology annotation, cellular component: plasma membrane. Gene Ontology annotation, molecular function: nucleobase transmembrane transporter activity. NCBI's taxonomy places the organism in Eukaryota, Fungi, Ascomycota, Sordariomycetes, Togniniales, Togniniaceae. Gene Ontology annotation, biological process: transmembrane transport; nucleobase transport. The coding region runs from base 1 to 1749 and encodes 582 amino acids.